This is a messenger RNA of Dermacentor silvarum, 11652 nucleotides long. RefSeq names its product CUE domain-containing protein 1. The record is from RefSeq and is a predicted model, not a curated record. Gene Ontology annotation, molecular function: ubiquitin binding. The transcript is spliced from 10 exons. Bases 275 to 1378 code for a protein of 367 amino acids. Lineage: Eukaryota; Metazoa; Arthropoda; Arachnida; Ixodida; Ixodidae.
CAACCGCAAGGGCUGUUGCAUGAAGUCGGCCGGCAGCCCCUUAACGUUGGUUUCGCUGCAUUAACGCUGAUCCUCCGUAUCCUGCUCUAGAUCAGCGGUUUCCAAGAGCACAGUGGCGAGUGUCGACCGGCUGAGUAGCGGCCUAAUUUAAUCUACGCCGUCCUAAAGUGCCACUUGUGGCCGUCCCUGCGACUGCGGGCCCGCAUGUAGAAGUGGCGGCGGUCAGGCCGUGAGGAUCAAUUCACGUCCGCAAGAUCGCGGCAACGGUGCAGCGAUGACAAGCCCAGCUGAAGUGGCGCCCGAGGAGCGCCUGUCGGCCCCCAACCGUAGCCCACCACGCCGCCCACCCGUCACACAGCUAGAAUUCAGACAGGCAAUGCGUGACUUCCGGAGCAUGUUUCCCGAGAUGGAGGCGGUGGUCAUCGAAGCGGUGCUUCGUGCCAACGGCGGCGCCGUGGAUGCCAGCAUUGACCAGCUGCUCGCCAUGGCCACGGACAACGACAACGAGCGGCUGCGCACCGAGCUGGAAGCCACAGAAAACGCCGAGGCACCCCCGCACUACUCCCCGCCUCCGGCAGCGCCCACACCUCCCCCUUCCUACCAACAGGCCACGUGCGCACCCACAGCAGCACAGGCCAAUCAGGGGACCCCUUCCUCAGGCACCCAGGAGGAAGCUCGCGCCUGGAAGCCACCCCUGCUUGGCCCAUUGCCACCAGGUUUUCUGCGGAUCAGCCGCCCACACCAUCGACCCAGUAGCAGUCCCCCUCAAUCACAGGCAGUGACGGCUGCAACGGGGGAGCUGAGCACAGCCAUGCUGCAACAGCGCAUGGCCGAGAAUGUGCGGCAACAGCGCCGUCUCUCCUCCGGUGGUGCGGCGGAGGCUGAGACGCAGCUUCUCGAGGACGAACGCAUGGCCAUCCUGCUGCAAAACCAGGAGUUCAUGCGACAGCUGCAGAGCAACCGCGACUUCAUACGCACCCUCAACCAAGACAUCCAGAGCCAGGAGAUGGAGCGGAGUGCUGGAUUGGUCCCCGAUGACGGACGUCCAGCCACUGAAGCCACUGAAGACGAACCUUGGGGAACUCUUCCACACACAGAGGAGACGGAUGCAGCCUUUCGGGAGCGGCUGAAGAACAUGGGCAAAGCAUCAAGACGGAAGUUUGCUCAACUGGCUCGACUGUUUCAUCGGACCAAGAAAUGCCACUUCCGCCAGAUGCUGGGCGAUGCGGCCAACCCGUCGCGUGACAACUUGCUGCUACACGAGGACCCUGGCUCAUCAGAAGAGGAUGCUGAAGCACGGCUUCACCAAGAGCAGCGACAGGCACAGCCAACCAAGGGCUGUCCUGGCAGCUCUCCACUGGGGGGUGACAGCCGGUGAUUACCACUGUCCGUUGCCCUACGAAAGUUCAGCUGUGAUGCCCCCCUUCCAGGAGGGUGGCUGUAACCCUGCUCCGCACCCACUGUCCCCCCCUUCUGCAUCGCUUGCACCAGCAUCUCCCGUCUGCAGCAGCAGCUGUGCGCAUUCCACUACGCAAGUCGAUGCCAUGAGAGGAUGUGACGUUGGGCUCGCAUUUGUAAUAAGGUCGACACUAGGACGAGUAAGUUAUGUUAACCCCUUCCGUGCCAUGGAAGAACUGGGUUUAUCCAAGCAUUUCUGGUAAAAACAGCCAAGGACAAGCUCAGCUUGUCAACGGUACUUCUCAUUUUCUAGCAAUGCCAUGGACGAGCUCCUUUUGUCUCGGCAUUUUGUUGUGCUUUUGAUAGAUGGCAGCACGCAAUCCAUGGGGCAACCCAAGCAGGAGAGAAGUUAUUCUGGCAGAGUAAGUAAAGCAAGUUGUUAACUGGGGUGUUUAAAUAUAAUUUGGCCAUUUUUGGUCAAUAUUUGGGAUAAUAGCAUGGCACGGAAGGGUUUAAGGGUUGGCUGAUGGAUGAAGAAAAUGCACUUCUGGUGUCCCCAUUUUUUCAUCCUCAUCCAUUGUGCUACCCUUAACUUAUAGUGGCAUUAUUAUGCUGUGCAAAAAAAUGAAUAACAGCAUGCUGCAAAAAUUAGCCUGCUCAAUUCGGGGCAUGACACAAGUGCAGCGCACAGCAUCGAGGUGUGCUAAGAAAAUAGAUGUGCAGUUAGCGGGAAAAAGUACAAACACAGGCACUGACUACCAGCACCUCUGUUUGUGCUUUUUUCCACUAACCACUCACCUAUUUUUGUAACGCACUUCGAUGCUGUGCGCUGCAAUUGCAUCAUAAACUUUGGGCAACUCACCAAGUUUACUAUCCUGAUACAUUCAGGACAGGAACCUUGCUACUGAUUGAAGGUAUUUGUGGCACUUUUAGCGCAGAGUAGACGAGGACAGAGGAACAGCACUGACGACAUGCACAAUUCAUGUCUUCGUCCUUGUCUGUGUUGUACGAGUCACAGAGUUUCCUGCAAUGCCACCUGGAGGGAAAUUCGGGAAUGCCAGAGUGUGGAAGAUUCAUCUUGUCUUGAAUGCGGCUUGGGCUCUAAUGUGGUCACAAUUUCGCGAACACAGUUCUCUUGGAUGUGUCCUCAUAAUGAGCCUUGGUACUCCCGUAAUGCACCGUGCAUUUGAGCCUGCCUACUUCAAAUAUAGCUAGCAAACAAAAAAGACACAAAUGUACAAGUGAAACCACUAAACAGGGAGCAUGGACCUUCAUGUCAUUUCUCCAAAUUUAGUGACUAUUUAUAUUUAGUGGUACUAUUUACGUUUCACAUAAAUGUAUGCACUAGUGUGAACAAUUAUGUUUUAAAUAAUUAAUAUAUUACAUACCAGGUGGUGUUCAAAACAUGGUGCCUAUGAUGUGUUUAUGGUGCCUACAGUACACAAUGGCGUGGCUUCUGAGAUUAGUUUCCAUUAGUCUAAGGGAGCUGUCACUGAGGGGUGCAGUGAAGACACUAUCUUGCUAGUUGUUUUUGGUGAGACUAAUCCGACUGACUGAACACCUAUACCACUCUCUCCAAGAAACAUGCAAAUCCAUAGCCCCUACUUCCUGUCACUCUCAUGCAGACGACAACACUGUAGCAGCACUUUUCCCUCUAGGUAAAAUUGUAAGAAACUUUGUGAUACAAGCACUGUGCUAAUGGGUGAGAUGGUAGUUCACACUUUUUUGCACAGCGUGAAAGAACAAGGCAGAAAAGACUGGUCAGUCGUUGUUCUGUUGUUCCAUUCCAAGUGUAGCAGGCCAAAGAAUGCGGCAUAAGCACCCUUGCCAAACAAGGCAGAGAGCCAUGUGUGCUCCUCAGAGUUGCCAUCUUAGUGGAUUUUCCAGCUAGAUCUAGUGGGUUUUGCUGCAAACAGCAGCUAUAAGCUUAGAAAAUUGUGUGAGUUGUGUUUGAAUUUCUUUGUGCAUUUGUUAAUUUGUCACACCUUGGCUUAAAUGUGCUGCACACAACUAAUCUGGCUAAAGCAAACUUAGUUCAUGCAGGGUGCCUUUCUUUGUACACAUAAAUAAGAGCACCAGGUAUAUGUGACUCUCACAACUGCUGGCUCAAACAUGCUCAAGUUUUUCACAGACGUGGUGUUUCACCAUGCAUGCAGGUUUUAAUGUAUGAAGUUUGAAUGAGAAGAGGGAAACUGUGGGGCCCGAUUUUUGUUAAUAACUACCAUAUGAAGCCAACAGAUAAUGAAGCAAAGGAAAGCACAGGGGAAAUUAUUUGUUGUUUUAAUUUAAGUGUAGAAACGAUAAGCUAAAGAGAAGUGAAAGCGUGUGCAAAAAACAACUUGCCGCCACUGGGGGCUGAACCCACACCCACCUCAUUACGCAUGUGUUGCUCAACCAACUCAUACAGCGGUCGCUGUUCCCACAUGCAAAUUCUUCUAUUGGAUUAUGCAUGCAAGAUCUAACCCUGGGAGCAUUAACCAGCUCCACUCGUGGCCAUUGCAGUGGAUAUCCUGUUUGUGUGCAUUACAUGCAUCUUUCAUCAGAAGACUUAAAGUAUGUGUUGUCUGCAGCUAUGCCUUUCUUUAUUGACUUAAGCCCACUUAGAAUAAAUUAAGGAGACGCAAGGUAAAAAGAUGCUGUGACGGAGCUUGAAGGGUCCUUGGCCCCUGCUAUGAAGGCAGCAUGGUGUAACGUGUAGAACAAAUGUCGGUUAUCUGGUAAACUUCACAGAUAGAGCUGUUUUAAAGUAAGUGUAGCCAGCGAAAACACGUUGAUUUUGCGGGAACAGAGCUGUGGUGCCAUCUCUCACUGUAAUGGCAAACUAAGGCACGCACCAUGUUUGACCCCAAUGUAGUGACAGACGGCACGACUAUUUCAUUGCAGCUAAAUCAAGUUUUGUUCAUUCCUUUUUUUUUUCUCUGCCAUUACCAACAAUUACGCAUACUUCUUGUUUAUUCUAGACAAAACAGGCAAAUACCACACACAAAUAUGAUGUUAAAUUGCGUGCACCUUGAAAUGUCAUAUGCACGGAUCUCUGGGUCUGCCAGCUACCGCGUUGUCUUCAAAGGCAAAAGACACUGUGCAGUGGAACAGCACAGAAUAGAUUUAAUGAAUAGCGCGAGCCAGCAGCUCGUGAUGAGCAAAUGGGAUGUGAUGGCGAGCAGCUGUCUGCUAAGUGCAAGAAAGAAGUUGGAACAAGGUCUGUGCAACAUUUGAAGGGUAAAAAACCAUUUGUUUAGCCGGAAUCUAUAUCUAGCACUCUUAUUUAAUGGGAAAAUGAGACAUCCACCAAAUUCGUAGCAAUUACUACAAAGGAAACCCAUACAGGUUCCUCGAAAGAAAAGCCUCGCAGUUGAAGAAAAAUUCGUCCUGGUCAUAUUUGCCCAACAUUGAAUUCAAAGGCCUGUACUGAGUAUGCUUUACAAAGAUUUGUUGUGUGCAACUUCGUGUGCAGUCAAACGGGCUCAGCUUCUGCAAGGGUGCAUCACUGUCAAGCUUCAAGGCCAGUUUCUUUCGAAUCUCAGCGGCUUGUGUGCUCUCUGUGUUCACAGCAGUCAGCAGACCAAUUGAAGUGCUGACACCUCAUUUGGGCAGCACUAAUUGGAUGAUGAAGACGAGCCAAACCUAACAGAUCAAAGGGUGUGAUCAACUGCUCAGCACAGAUUUUGUGGCUGAUUGGCAGACCGUUAAUGUCAGCUUGUUAGGCAUUCAUAUAUAGGCAGCGGGCAAAACAGUCCUCGUUUGUAAAAUAUUGGACUGCUGAUCGGCCAUAGACGGUGCAUAUAUUAAACCCGUGUCUGUAGCAUGGUGUUGUUGAAAAGCUGCUCUUGAUUGUAGUCGUUCACGGAGCAUUUUUUAUCGUCAUCACUAGCCUGAAAAAAAGGAAAAUGUAUGGAACUGCAGUCAAAACUCCAUGUCAGCUUCCUUUAAAGUUUUGUGCGUGAAGUGAACGGCAAGCGUGUAUGUUAUGCGGUCAUCGUUUAUUCAUGCUUGACGAUGAUUUUGCAUCUGCUACUGUAGGCAGAGCUGAAAAUAACAAACAUCACUCAUAUAGAACAGCAAAGCUCAGGCCUAAGUUAUGGUCAAGUGGAUACAGCUUGUGGCCCUAUGCUUUUAAAUGCGUGACUUUACUUUUUUUUUAUGGGCCAGUGUACGGCAGUAGAGUGGUCAUGGCAUUUCUCAGAUGGUUUGUAAGUGUUUGCUUCAGUUUUUCGUUUGACACUUGUUACGAUCUUGCAACCAGUGUAGUUUUUACUGUUUCAUACUCACAUUUACUGACAUUAUUAUUUACUCCGAAUAUUCUGUGGUAAACUAGUCAACAUCCUCUUAAAGGAGUAGCGACACAACAUGUGUUGCCCUUGUUCACUUUCGGUAUAACUGAUAUCCGUUCAGUAUUUCAUAAGCGAAACCCAUGGAGUUUCCUACAGAGAUUACUACGAGGCAAUUUAUACUAGUGUCUACAGAAGGUGCAGGCAUGCCUGCAAUGCUGUACUCAGAAUUACGGGUAGUGCAUGGAUUUGACUAAACUUAAUCCUUUUGGCUUCAAACAACUAUGUGGCUUUUCAGAUGAGCCAUUGAAAAAAAAAUAUUGCAUUAUGAAUGCAACAAUUUGCAAUAGUUAUUCGUGCGUGCAUAGACUUUUGGCCUUCAUGCUUUUAGAAAAACAUUAUUGCUUUAAAAUUUAGGAAAAUGAGGUGUAAUGAAUAAUGUGACAAGAAUGUAUCAGACCACAAGCAGGAAGGUCAAGACUAAUUCAUGUGUAUUACUACCCGUUAUUGCUAUGAUUUUUUAACAAUCUCAGCACAGGAGUUCUCUCUAAGUAAGUAGAAAACUCUGUGUUGUAGUCUAUUUAUAUUUAUAUGUUGGCCAUCUUCAGUGUCCCUUUAAUAGCACAGGAGACUGCAUUCAUAUUUUCACACGGUGUGGUUUGUGAUACCACUUGAUCGCAGGCUGUGGCCAUCAUGAUGUUUCUUCAACCCACAAAGCCAUGCUGAAAUUGGUGCACUUUCUGAACCGAUUGCGUUAAAGAUCAUACUUUCUUCUUGCGCUAUGUCUUUUUUCUUGCGAGUGAGCAGCAGCAAUCGUCAUGGGUUGACUUUUCAUUGUUGUUUCUUGGUGUGUGUGUGUGUGUGUUUUCUUUCUUUCUCACUUAUAUUUUAAUCUGAUCCUUACCUUAUAUAUAUAUACAUGAUCUGACAGUAAUAAACUACUAGUUGAUGUUUGUCUGUCCAUUCUUUCUGUCCCCGUCUUUUUCUACCACAUAGCGCAAGAAGAAAGAAUGAACAGUCACCGACUAGUAGCCCCUUUCAUUACACAUUAUAAAGAAUUACAAAUAAUUGUUUGCCACAUGCCUGGAGCAGCUGAGGCUUCACAUUGUGAUCAGUGGGUUGAUGGCUGCAUCUUAGAGCUUAAACAUUUUGUUUCAGUACUCCUUUGAGAAGAACAGUAUACUAAAACUUGUAGCUUGUGUGACUUGUUGCUUGAAAACCUGUUCUGGUGGCAGCUGAAAGGGGGCGUCCGACAGCGCUAGCUAGCUAAGCGGCAAACAGGUCAGAGGAAGUAGAUGCAUACAAAAAUUUUAUGUGGUGGAAAUUGGGACAAGGGGAGGGGGGGGACAGCUAUACAUAAUGUUUCUUGGUCAUAAUAACAUGCAUGGAGGAAGUGAGGCAAAGGGUGGCGAAAUAGGAAGGCCCGAGCUGUUUCUCAGUUGUGUCUGCAAAAUGAGGGAAUGAGUUGGCAGCAACUACAGUAACAAACACAUUAUGCAGUAAUCAAAUUAGAUGUGGCAGCAUAUACGUGGCUUAGAUUAAACAUACCGUGCCAUGGUACAUAGUAGUACUAACAGAUUUGGCCAUCAUCAUGAUAAUUCCGCAAUAAGCUACAAGUAUUGCGACACAAUGCAGCCAUACACCUGCAAAGUUGGCUUGUACUGAGCAUGAUAAUGUGACAUGUCUACAGCCAACUUCCAGCUGUAUAAUGAUAACGCGUUCAACUGUUGCAUCUGCUUUGUCAACACACCAUCCGCAGCUAAAUAGCAUCAGUGGCAGCUUUGUCAAGAGUGAGUCAUCAGCACAAUACCAAUGUCCUAAACGCUGACAAAGUUUCACGAUUUGUACUGUAUUGUGUGUGAGCAAGGCUAUUGCUUUAAAGUCUCUAUCAUUCUUUAUGUGUUCAUGUAGACAGAAAUGUCAGGUGUUGAGUUUCUCAUGUUACAUUGCUAAGCACAUGUCAACAGGUUUUUGCAUCUUUGUCUUACAUGCACGUGCAAGAUAUGAAAGUUGUCUAAAUUGAUUACAUGGGUGACGAGUGCAGUUGCAGUGUGUUUCAUUUACACUACAUCUCAAACACAUGUCAUUUGUCACCUCUGUCGUAAAUACUUGCAGCAGAGUAGUCGCAGCUAUACUUUUGCCUUUGCAGCUCAGUUCCAGAGUUAUCAAGGCUAAAAUUGGGCUUGGAUGGACAUCUUGGGAGAGAACGGUCAGCAGCUUGUAAGCAACUGUGAUGCGCCUCGGUCAUCACUCUGUGAAUUUGCACUUUCACUUGACAUCUUUAAAAUGAUGGUAUCCCAUCUGCACCUUGGCUGUCUGCUACCUCAGAUUGUGUGCGAAUUUGCUGCUGCUCAUCUGUGCAGGGCACAUUUGUGGUUCUCAUGCAUGCCCUGAAAGGUGUGCAUCAUUUUCUUUCGUUUGAUUUUUAAUGCCGAUUUUGGUGCCACACUAGUUUUGAGAGCCAGCAGAAGACAUCAGCGCUGAUGCAAAAAAUCAGGCAUUGUUAAGAGUUUUAUUUAUUUUUAUUUAUUUACAAAUACUGCAGGCAGCAAGUGCUGCCAAGAAGAAGAUGGUUAAGGUGUUAAUAGACUGUUCAAAAGCUUCAACUCUCUGCCCAUUGCUUUACAGAAGCACUGGGCAGAGAGUUCCACUCAUCAAUUGAUCGAGGAAGGAAAAGGUGUUGGAGCAGCUUUCUUCGUGCAAGGUAUGGCCAUAAAUCACAAGAGUAAUUAGACCUCGAUGACCUUGUGUGUGUGGGUAGUAAAUCAGCUUCACAAUUUAAACCGAUUUUGUUAUGAUAUGACUCCAGCACUGUGCUAUGUGCAGGCCAAGCGUGGCCAGGAGCGUCUAUAAUCUGCUGGCAAAUGAUGCAGACUGCAGGACAGGCACUUUCGGAAAGGCUACAGUUGCCUAAUGCACAAGGCAUGGCAUUUCAAUCAGGACCUUGCAAAGGCAGCACUGAAUUGACCGGUUAUUAAUGACAGCAUGGGAACGAGAUUAUAAAAGUAUUGGUGAAGGUCACUUGAAGGAAAACCUCAAGCGUCACCUAGAACAGAUAAUUGACCCAAUGACAAUGACAUAGACAGCUCGAUGAAGUGUUAAGGAUGGCACAGUGAGAACACAGGGACCCAUACAUAGCAGAUGGUGAUGAUUACUGCGACAGACACCACAGAUGCUGAGGAAAAUAACCCUUAUCAGUUGAGAUGGUACAGGUGUGCUUAAGAACACAUCGUAAAUGCAAAUUAUACAGCUCUAACCAGCACCGCUUGCACACAUUAAAUGUGUGCAUGUGAGUGAAUGCACAAAUUAUCCCUGCAAUUCUGGUAGUGAAGAAUUACGGAGCUAUGUAUAAGAGUUGGUCUUUGUGCCCAUUGCUUGUUGACAGGCUACUCCGCAUAUGCCAAAAGCCAUGUACUCCAUAAAUUGCAUUUCAGUGGGCUAUGAUAGCACACAAGAUGUGUGUCAAAUCAUACAUCUUUCACUCAAGUACUUUCUGUUCAGAAUCUCAUUUUUGGUCGUUCAUCUAGGCAGUAUCAUUAUAGUAGCAUUUACCUGGUUGGGAUGAGUUGGUUUAAUGGCAGUCUAAAAUAUAGUUACCAUGCUCGCAAAAAUACUGCCAAAUCGGACAAGCAGGUAUUAAAAGUCUGUUAUCUUGAGCCUCUAUCAAGGAUAAAUUUUCAUUCGAAUUGCUUGUCGAUGUGCAUGUGUGUCUUCAUAGCAGUAAAAUAUUGCAUUUGCAUGGUCAUGUUUUGUUGGCCCAGGUGUAGUCUCAUAAACACAAAAUAGCACCUAGCCUAACAUCCAUUUUUAUUAGCUUCUGUUGGGUUUGCAUAAACACACCAAUCACCUGGAGUGAUGUUGACUAGCGAAUUGGGACAGUUUCACCCCUGCUAAUUGCAUGCUUCUUGUUCAUCCACAUUUCUCUUGACUGCUUUACUUGUUCAUUGUCCUUGUGUUAUAUUCACCAAGGGCAUGUUCCAAAUGUUUGUGUAGAUAGCUAGAUCCCCAUCUUGGACAGACGGCCACCAUCUGAAGUACUGUUCUAAUCUUGGCAUAGACAGUGAAAACGGCAUCGAGGAGACAGCAUUGAAGUUUGCAACAAUGCAAGAUAUAUAAUUUGCUGUCUAUCAAGCAAAUGUCACUAACAAGUAAUAAGAAUGGUGAAGACUAGACAAAUGUUUGUGUUGAAAACACAUUGACAUGGCUGAGAUGUAAAGCCUUCUUAAGAUUGAAUGCUAUUUAGGCAAGAGUCACCAGUCUUGGGAAAACGUAGGUUUCAAAACGCAGUGUGCACGAGUAAUCUGACUGCAUGUAACCGGUAAAAUGCAAGAGAGAUAAGUGACAUUUUACCUCCACUAGUUUUUGAUGAAAAUUACUCGCGCAACCUUUUGAUUUACCUUUGAAUCAAAAAUUGGGCAAGGGCAAUGUCAAGGCGUGGCAGGUUUCCUGGCCACAUUGAAGCAGAAGGCACAGAACUUGCCCUUUCCUGCUUAAGAUUUAAUGUUUGCUGUUGCAUAUUCCUCACUGUUGCACUUUUGUGCUUUAGCUGACAAAAGUCAUUGCUUGAAAGAUGUGUGGUAAACUUUAUAAAUAAGCACUGCUGGAUCUGGUUGGCACGCAAAGUGCAGAACUGUGUAGCAUAAAGUAAUGGCUUUGUGUUACAUGGUGCGCUGUAAAAACAAAGCCCGUUGAAAGGUGGUGUCCUAGUGUUACGCUUUCAGGUAUUAUUUAUCAAGUUGUCUUUUUCUUUUUUUUUAGUUUAGACACGAAUUACAGUUUUUAUCUCUGCAUUAUGUAUGCAAGUGAUCUUGGCGUACUUGUGACCCUCUCCGUGCACUGCAGAAGAGCACAGGCUUGCAGUUUAGCAUCUAAUGUCCACCUACUGUUUGCAGGUCCACCCUAUAGUAGCCACCCCAAGAGCUAGCGCUGUUACGCUUGGCAGGUCCAAGACACAGCUGCAGUAAAUUAGGCAGUCGUGCCACUGAAGGUUGGCAAGUGACCUCGCAAGGUUCAACCUCAUCUCAACUUCAAAUCAGAUUGGAUUACCUUUGUCAGCCUCAUCUGGUGAGGUAGAGCUGCUUUCAAGAGACGGCACCUCAUCUUUUAGCUGCCGCCAGCAACAUCACGUCAAUGUAAUCUCAACCUAAUUUUGCGAGUUUGAGGUUGGGUCUUUACAUAUUAAGUAAAGCUGAAUGUACUGCAACUUAUUUUUCCCAUGCACAAACCCAUGUAAAAGAUCCAAAGCCCUUGGUACAGGUGCCUGAAAGCCACUAGCAAAUCAAACUUAGUGCUUUAUAAAAGUGCCUAUUCAGUAGAAGAUUUCAGCUGUGAAAUGCGCUACGUUGGAGCAUCUUAGGGAAUAGGUCGACUAUACCUAAAUGUAGGCAUGUUUCUGAAGAUGUGGAAAAUUUGUAUUGCAAGAAAGUCGACUAAGUAGUGCCCUUGAGAAGCUGCCGAAAAUAGACCUCAAAUCUCAACCUCACCAAUCUUUGAACACUCUCAAACUUGUGCACAUGGCCGAGCUGAAAAUGGUCAACUCACGAAAUUUCUGGGGGUCGCCUACCUCACCUCACUUGGUAUGGCUGAGGUCAGCCUCAUGUGACAGGAACUUUGCAAGGUUGCCCGCCUUUGAUUGCUCCCACAAGAAGCAUGAGCAGCCAAAGAAGGGCUGUAUUGUUCAUCCAUACUUUUUUCAGAGCACUCUUCACUCACUGCUGCACAUUUUGGGACACUCAGUGAGCAGCAACACAGACCUUUGCUAAGAACUCUGCUGCGCAAAAAAUGUUUGCCAGCAUUUGGAAGCAUUUAGUUGUACGAGUUCUAGUCAAUGUAUCACUCUCCAGCCUCGCCUUUUUUGAGCCACAAGAACUGUUGCUUUGUUGUUGCAUAUUUCUUCAAUGAUGUGAGGAUACACGAGUCUUUUUUGCUGGCAAUUGAACUGUACUUUUCAAAGUUAACUGGGAUGUCAUUAAAUGUAUGUGGUGCA